AAACUGCCAGGAAGCUGUGACAGAGAGAGAGCACAAACAAAACUGUCUCAUCUCUCUCUCUUUUCAAGUCUCUCUUAAGUCUUAACCCACUAGGCACUCAAGCUGAGGAGGCAGCUAGGAACCAGCUCAUGGUUUUCCUCUAGUUUUUUCUUCUUCCAACUCCAAGAAGCUGCUGAAGCACACAAACACACAAACCAAGUCAUGGGUUGCUGUGAAUCAAAGGUUUCAGAGAAGCAACCAGAGAAGCUCCAAACCCAAGCACAUGCCAACAACAGCCGGACUCCGACCCACCACCCGAACCCAUCUCCCGGAUCCGACCAGGAAACCGGCGGAGCUCCACCCUUCUCUGAAUUCUCCUUCUCGGACCUCAAAGCAGCCACCAACAACUUCAGCUCCGACUACAUAGUCUCAGAGAGCGGUGAGAAAGCCCCUAACCUUGUCUACAAAGGGCGGCUGCAGAACCGCCGUUGGAUCGCCGUCAAGAAGUUCACCAAGAUGGCUUGGCCUGAUCCCAAGCAGUUUGCGGAGGAAGCUUGGGGUGUUGGGAAGCUGAGGCAUCGGAGGCUUGCGAAUUUAAUUGGGUAUUGCUGUGAUGGUGAUGAGAGGCUGCUUGUUGCUGAGUACAUGCCUACUGAUACUUUAGCUAAGCAUUUGUUUCAUUGGGAGAAUCAAACCAUUGAGUGGGCUAUGCGUUUAAGAGUGGGUCUUUAUAUUGCUGAAGCUUUAGAUUAUUGUAGUACUGAGGGCCGUCCAUUAUACCACGAUUUGAAUGCUUAUAGGGUUCUCUUUGACGAGGAUGGUGAUCCUCGUCUUUCCUGUUUUGGCUUGAUGAGAAAUAGUAGGGAUGGGAAGAGUUAUAGCACGAAUCUUGCCUACACGCCGCCUGAGUAUUUAAGAAAUGGAAGGGUCACUCCAGAAAGUGUUAUUUAUAGCUUUGGCACUGUCCUUCUAGAUCUGCUAAGUGGAAAGCACAUCCCUCCAAGUCAUGCUCUUGAUAUGAUACGGGGGAAAAAUAUCAUUCUCUUAAUGGAUUCACAUUUGGAGGGGAAAUUUUCUACAGAGGAAGCAACCGUGGUUGUUAAUCUUGCCUCUCAAUGUCUCCAAUAUGAACCCAGAGAGCGGCCUAAUACGAAAGACCUUGUUGCAACACUUGCUCCACUGCAGACCAAACCUGAAGUCCCAUCUUAUGUCAUGCUUGGAAUUCCAAAGCAUGAGGAAGCCCCUGCAACCCCACAACGUCCCCUUUCUGCAAUGGGCGAGGCCUGUUCUCGGAUGGACCUCACAGCAAUCCAUCAGAUCUUGGUUAUGACGCACUACCGAGAUGAUGAAGGAACCAAUGAGUUAUCUUUCCAAGAGUGGACUCAACAAAUGAGAGACAUGCUGGAGGCAAGAAAGCGAGGGGACUAUGCAUUUCGUGACAAAGAUUUUAAAACUGCCAUUGAUUGUUACUCCCAGUUCAUAGAUGUUGGAACUAUGGUGUCCCCAACUGUUUUUGCACGACGCAGUUUAUGCUAUCUGUUAAAUGAGCAACCUGAUGCUGCUCUUCGAGAUGCAAUGCAAGCACAAUGUGUUUAUCCAGACUGGCCCACGGCCUUCUACAUGCAGUCAGUUGCUCUAGCCAAGCUAGACAUGCACAAGGACGCCGCCGACAUGUUAAAUGAAGCAACUGCACUAGAAGAAAAGCGGCAACGAGGAGGCAGGGGAUCAUGAAGUUCAACUAUGUAAUAAGUGAUAGUCCAUUAUUCACCACCACCAAUUGACAGUUGUUGAGGCCAACGAAAAUUUGUAUAAAAUCUGAGCUGGGAAUCAAAUUGUUUUUACCAUUGAGAAUGUAUUUAUACAGAAACAUCGAUAUCUUUUGUUGCACUAGUGAAUGUGUGCUUCUCUCCUCU
Molecule: messenger RNA, 1892 nt
Organism: Prunus dulcis (almond)
Lineage: Eukaryota; Viridiplantae; Streptophyta; Magnoliopsida; Rosales; Rosaceae
Product: serine/threonine-protein kinase BSK1
Exons: 9
Coding region: 202-1710 (502 amino acids)
Biological process (GO): protein phosphorylation; brassinosteroid mediated signaling pathway
Molecular function (GO): protein kinase activity; ATP binding; protein binding
Source: RefSeq, a predicted model, not a curated record